AUGGAAGAACACUACUUGAAAUUGAAGCUUCCAGCAGGUGCUGUGAUAUUUUCUAAGGUGCUAGGCCAUUUCUCUAGGGUGCUAGAAAUGGGGCUGAGUUUGGUGCUCCCAAGCAGCCUAAAACUUCCACUUCUUAGACCAUCAAUGGACCUCAUGAACACUCAUAACCAUCUAUACCACAACCCACUUAGCAAGACCCAGACAUUUGCGUGA
Messenger RNA from Prunus armeniaca (apricot), 213 nucleotides. The record is from the annotation of a GenBank genome assembly. NCBI's taxonomy places the organism in Eukaryota, Viridiplantae, Streptophyta, Magnoliopsida, Rosales, Rosaceae.